Molecule: messenger RNA, 957 nt
Organism: Dioszegia hungarica
Lineage: Eukaryota; Fungi; Basidiomycota; Tremellomycetes; Tremellales; Bulleribasidiaceae
Exons: 5
Coding region: 1-957 (318 amino acids)
Biological process (GO): regulation of peroxisome size; peroxisome fission
Cellular component (GO): peroxisomal membrane
Source: RefSeq, a predicted model, not a curated record
AUGUCCGCCCCACUCCCGACCAUGCCGGACUCAUGGCAUCUCGAACCACCACACCGCUCUCACGGUCACCACCUAUCCUCUGAUCCUUGGGACACCAACUCCCCAGCUGGUUCAUCCACGCCGAUACCUAUACCGACCCAUUACCCGAACCAUCCCGCUCCUGGCCCGGGUAUUCAAGACGCGCUCGGCGCGUUGGCCAGAAAUACGAGCUCGGACAGGCGGAAGGGCAAAGAGAGGGAGCGGGAGGUGAUGGAGCUGGUUCGGUAUGAGGCGCCGGUGAGGUUCGCGGUGAUGGGGGAUAUGAUGGAUACGAGCAAGGGGCGAGAUAAGGUCUUGAAAUGUGUCCAGUACUCGCUCAAGACGUAUCUAUACCUUCUAUCGCUAGUCGUCCGUAUACGGCCAUUAUCAAGGUGGUUCCUGGCCAACAGAAAGAGGGUCACGCAGGCCGUCAGUAGCCUCAGUCUGACCCGGAAAUGUCUCAUCCUCCUCACCCCCCUCCAUCCUCUCUCACACCUCCUCUCCCCCUCCCCCACCUCCGCACCCACGAUACUACGGCACCUCAUGGACCUCGCCAGCGGGAUCUCAGACGAUCUCUUCUGCCUGAGCCGGCUCGGUCUGGUCAGUAAACGCCUAGGCGCAUCAGGGGACAAGUGGUCAAAUCGUCUAUGGUUCACGUCGACGGUGAUCGCGCUAUACAAGCUGCAUCUACAGACUCUACCUCGGCUGCGCUCCUCAGUAGCAUUGGUGGUGUCUGACGACAAGGCGCAGAGAGAGCUAUCCGAUGCGGAAUGGACAAAUCGGAAACUGCUCGCGGAUCUCAUCUUCUCAUCGUACGAUGUCUUUCACCUCACAUGGUUCGCCGAACCAGUCAAGUGCUUCACUGGUCUUGCCGCGGGUAUCAUCAGCACAACCAAGAUUUACGACCAACACUGGCGCGCCAGCUUAGGUAAGGGGUAG